AUGAUACUCUCUUUCAACUACACGGCAGCACAACAAGACAGCACUCUUCAAUAUUUUAAUCUUGGUUUCGUCGUCGUUAUUUUUGUGAAUAUUCUCUCAGUUCUCUACUAUAUUCUGAAUGUUUGGAUUGAUAUCCGGAUUGGAAAAUUCGACACAAAUGUUAUCAAAAUUCAUCAAUUCAUUUAUAUAACGUGCCCUAUCGGAUCAAUUGUUCUCAUCGCUCAAAAAAUAAUGAUAAUCUUAGGACUGCCAUAUGGAUACGAUUAUGAUGAUAGAACAUUUCAAUUCCUUCAUCAUUUGAGAACUUCUACUGUUUUUCCAGGAUUGAUAUGUUUGACUGCAUUCGUAAUCGAAAGAUUCUGUGCCACAGUUUAUCUGAAGGAUUAUGAAAAAAGAAAUAGGUGGUGGAUUGGAAUUAUAAUUGGAAUUGGAUUGUAUACUGUAGGAGGAUUACUCGCUUAUUCUCUUGCUUUGUUUGCAACAAGUUUGUAUCAUACCAUUUUUCUGCUUGCAUUGAGUAUAACCAGUUGUAUGGUAGGUCUUGAGUUGGAACUUUUGAGAUUGUUUUUCAAUCGCUUCGCAUCAAGUAUUUUCUUCUUCACAAUACUAUGUCCUCUCCUAAUGUUAGCUGCAAGUUUUGAUAUUCAAUGGUUCUACCGUAAUAUCUUUAUCUCAUUGUUCGAAUUGAGUUACAGUGUUUACACGAUAUUAACUCCAUACAUCAUCUACAAAUUCAAUAUUCGUUGGCAUCAGGAAUUCAAAAAAGUAGUAGCCACAUACACGUCACGUUUUCGGACAAAACGAAUAGAUGUGACAGAGGCAUGUGCUGACUCGAAUAACGUCAAUCUGAGAAAUACAUUUGGAAUCGAGAUGAACAUUGAUAUCAAACGACAAUCGGAUACGUAUUUCGAGCAACUGAACACAUCGUGGAAUAUUCAAAAAUGUUAG
This is a messenger RNA of Caenorhabditis remanei, 948 nucleotides long. RefSeq lists its product as uncharacterized. Gene Ontology annotation, biological process: sensory perception of chemical stimulus. NCBI's taxonomy places the organism in Eukaryota, Metazoa, Nematoda, Chromadorea, Rhabditida, Rhabditidae. Bases 1 to 948 code for a protein of 315 amino acids. Gene Ontology annotation, cellular component: membrane. The record is from RefSeq and is a predicted model, not a curated record. The transcript is spliced from 7 exons.